Messenger RNA from Neltuma alba, 1331 nucleotides. RefSeq names its product quinone oxidoreductase PIG3. Gene Ontology annotation, molecular function: oxidoreductase activity, acting on NAD(P)H; NADPH binding. NCBI's taxonomy places the organism in Eukaryota, Viridiplantae, Streptophyta, Magnoliopsida, Fabales, Fabaceae. The record is from RefSeq and is a predicted model, not a curated record. The transcript is spliced from 6 exons. Bases 62 to 1039 code for a protein of 325 amino acids.
UUCUGUGAGUGACCUUCUAGUUCUAGCGACGGGGAGACGAAGCAAAGUCAGCUUUCACAAAAUGAAGGCUGUAGUGAUAACUACCGCAGGUGGCCCAGAAGUGUUGCAACUUCAAGAAGUAGAAGACCCACAGAUCAAAGACGAUGAGGUCCUCAUCAAAAUAGCCGCAACCGCUCUGAAUCGAGCCGAUACGAUUCAGAGGAAAGGAUCAUACCCUCCCCCGAGAGGCGCGAGCCCUUACCCAGGAUUGGAGUGUUCCGGAACUGUUGAAUCUGUGGGCAAAAAUGUUGUCAGGUGGAAAAUCGGUGACCAGGUAUGUGCUCUUCUUGGUGGAGGGGGUUAUGCUGAGAAAGUUGCCGUCCCUGCUGGACAAGUUCUUCCGAUUCCACCUGCAGUUUCUCUAAAGGAUGCAGCUGCAUUUCCUGAGGUUGCAUGUACUGUGUGGUCUACUGUUUUUAUGAUGAGCCGGCUAUCUAAAGGAGAAACAUUCUUGGUGCACGGUGGCUCUAGUGGAAUUGGUACAUUUGCCAUUCAAAUAGCUAAGUAUCAUGGAGUCAGGGUAUUUGUUACAGCAGGAAGUGAAGAGAAAUUAGCUUUCUGCAAGGAUCUUGGUGCUGAUGUAUGCAUCAAUUACAAAACGGAGGACUUUGUUGCGAGGGUAAAGGAAGAAACAGGUGGUCAAGGUGUCAAUGUUAUUCUUGAUUGUAUGGGAGCAUCCUAUUAUAGCCGGAACCUUGAGAGCUUGAGCGUUGAUGGGAGGCUGUUCAUUAUUGGCUUUCAGGGGGGUACAUCUACUGAAGUAAAUCUUGCUUCUUUACUUGCUAAGCGUCUUACUGUUCAAGGUGCUGGCUUGCGCAAUAGGAGUCCUGAAAAUAAAGCCAUGAUCGUCAGUGAAGUGGAGAAGCAUGUGUGGCCAGCAAUUGAAGCAGGCAAGGUUAAGCCAGUGGUGUACAAAUCAUUUCCUCUGUCUGAAGCGGCAGAUGCUCAUCGGCUCAUGGAAAGCAGCAAACAUAUUGGGAAGAUUCUGCUUCUUCCAUGAACCUGCACAGGCCAUUCUGACCCAAGCCUUUAGAAUUCGGACGUCUUUCUGUCUAGGAAGUUAUAAUGCUUAUAGCUACAUGAUGGUUGCUUAACAAUAAAGCAUCCCAUAAUGAAUUGAUUCUGUACGAGACAACAAAUGUAUGUAGCUACUGUAUCCGUGAGGAUUCUCUUUGAGGUGAUUAAGUUUAGAAGUUGAUGGAGUUGUGUGUAUUUAAGAAAGAAUGGAGUGAUGCUAUUGACAAGAGAAAAAAAUAAUAGUGGAAAAAAAAUGAAAAUUAUCUCAUAUCAAA